Molecule: messenger RNA, 4880 nt
Organism: Echinops telfairi (small Madagascar hedgehog)
Lineage: Eukaryota; Metazoa; Chordata; Mammalia; Afrosoricida; Tenrecidae
Gene: SALL2
Product: spalt like transcription factor 2
Exons: 2
Coding region: 252-3290 (1012 amino acids)
Biological process (GO): regulation of transcription by RNA polymerase II
Cellular component (GO): nucleus
Molecular function (GO): DNA-binding transcription factor activity, RNA polymerase II-specific; RNA polymerase II cis-regulatory region sequence-specific DNA binding
Source: RefSeq, a predicted model, not a curated record
GGAAGAAGCUGAAGAAAAAAAAGGGGGCGUCUCCUCUUUAAAGACUUGCAGAGAUUGAGAGCGAGAGAGUCAGGGACAGGGAGUCAGAGAGUCUGUCUCUGGGAAGGGAGACCGUCUCUGCUUCCCCGGGAUUCGCACUCGGGGGGGAAGCAUCAGUUGGCUCCAGAUACCAGGGGGAGACUGGGGCAGGUCACCCCGGUUAAGACGAAGUGAGCCUUGCCCCUCCCUCCCCCACCUCGCUUUGCCUGGGAAUGUCUCGGCGGCGAAAGCAGAGGAAACCCCAGCAGUUAAUCUCGGACUGCGAAGGUCCCAGCGCGUCUGAGAACGGUGAUGCCAGCGAAGAGGACCACCCCCAAGUCUGUGCCAAGUGCUGCGCACAGUUCACUGACCCAGCUGAAUUCCUGGCCCACCAGAACGCGUGCUCUACUGACCCCCCUGUUAUGGUGAUCAUUGGGGGCCAAGAAAACCCCAACAACCCUUCUUCCUCGGCUGAACCUCGACCGGAGGGCCACAGUACUCCCCAGGUCAUGGACGCAGAGCACAGCAACCCCCCGGAUUCUGGGUCCUCCGUGCCCACUGAUCCCACCUGGGGCCCAGAGCGGAGAGGAGAGGAUUCUGCUGGGCACUUCCUGGUCGCUGCCACAGGUACAGCAGCCGGGGGAGGUGGGGGCCUAAUCUUGGCCAGUCCCAAGCUGGGUGCAACCCCCUUACCUCCAGAGUCCACUUCUGCACCCCCUCCUCCCCCGCCCCCUCCUCCACCCCCGGGGGUCAGCAGCGGCCAUUUGAACAUCCCUCUGAUCCUGGAAGAGCUGCGGGUGCUGCAGCAGCGGCAAAUCCAUCAGAUGCAGAUGACGGAGCAAAUCUGCCGGCAGGUGCUGCUGCUUGGUUCCUUAGGCCAGACGGUUGGUGCCCCUGCCAGUCCCUCCGAGCUACCUGCGACAGGGACCCCGUCCUCUACCAAACCCCUGCUACCCCUCUUCAGCCCCAUCAAGCCAGUGCAAACCGGCAAGACAUUGGCCCCUUCCUCCUCCUCGUCCUCGUCCUCCUCCUCCUCCUCCGGGGCAGAAACACCCAAGCAGGCUUUUUUCCACCUCUACCACCCACUGGGGACACAGCACCCCUUCUCUGCCGGUGGGGUCGGGCGAAGCCACAAGCCCGCCCCUGGCCCUUCUCCUGCCCUGGCAGGCAGCACGGAGCAGCUGAUUGCCACACCUCACCUGGCAUUCCCAGGUACCACGGGACUAUUGGCAGCACAGUGUCUGGGGGCAGCCCGUGGCCUUGAGGCUGCCGCUUCCCCCGGGCUCCUGAAGCCAAAGAAUGGAAGUGGCGAGCUGGGGUAUGGGGAGGUGAUAGGGCCCUUGGAGAAGCCCGGUGGGCGGCACAAAUGCCGCUUCUGCGCCAAAGUGUUUGGCAGUGACAGUGCCCUGCAGAUCCACCUGCGUUCCCACACAGGCGAGAGGCCCUACAAGUGCAAUGUUUGUGGCAACCGCUUCACCACCCGCGGGAAUCUCAAAGUGCACUUCCACCGGCACCGGGAGAAAUACCCGCACGUGCAGAUGAACCCGCACCCGGUGCCAGAGCACCUAGACUACGUCAUCACCAGCAGCGGCUUGCCCUAUGGCAUGUCCGUGCCUCCAGAGAAAGCCGAGGAGGAGGCCACGCCAGGUGCAGCUGUUGAACGCAAGCCUCUGGUGGCCUCUACCACUGCCCUCAGUGCCACCGAGAGCCUGACCCUGCUCUCCACCAGCGCAGGCACGGCCACAGCCCCCGGGCUCCCUGCCUUCAAUAAGUUUGUGCUCAUGAAAGCCGUGGAGCCCAAGAGUAAGGCUGAUGAAAACACUCCUCCAGGGAGCGAGGGCUCGGCCAUCACCAGCGGGGCCGAAAGUGGCACCGCAGGCCGCAUGCAGCUCAGUAAGCUGGUGACUUCGCUACCCAGCUGGGCCCUGCUUACCAACCAUUUCAAGUCCACCGGCAGCUUCCCCUUCCCCUAUGUGCUGGAGCCCUUGGGGGCGUUGCCCUCGGAGACCUCGAAGCUGCAGCAGCUGGUAGAAAAGAUCGACCGGCAAGGCGCCGUGGCUGUGGCCUCGACUGCUUCAGGAGCUCCCACCACCUCCACCCCUGCAGUCUCAUCCUCAGCUUCGUCCGGACCUAACCAGUGCGUCAUCUGCCUCCGGGUGCUGAGCUGCCCGCGGGCCCUGCGCCUGCAUUACGGCCAACAUGGAGGUGAGCGGCCCUUCAAGUGUAAAGUCUGCGGCAGAGCCUUCUCCACCCGGGGCAACCUGCGUGCACAUUUCGUGGGCCACAAGGCCAGUCCAGCUGCUCGAGCGCAGAACUCCUGCCCCAUCUGCCAGAAGAAGUUCACCAAUGCUGUCACUCUGCAGCAGCACGUCCGCAUGCACCUGGGGGGCCAGAUCCCCAACGGGGGCGCCACGCUCUCUGAAGGUGGGGGAGCAGUCCAGGAAAAUGGUUCGGAGCCACCUACAGGCUCUGGGGUAGGGAGCUUCCCCCAGCAACAAGCCCAGCAGCCGUCCCCAGAAGAGUUGUUGUCCGAGGAGGAGGAGGAAGAGGAGGAGGAAGAGGAGGAUGUGACCGAUGAAGAUUCCCUGGCAGGGAGAGGUUCCGAGAGUGGCGGUGAGAAGGCAGUGUCCGUCCGAGGGGAUUCCGAAGACGCAUCUGGGGCCGAGGAAGAAGUGGGGACCGUGGCCACAACGGCCACCGCUGGGAAGGAGAUGGAAAACAACGAGAAAGUCUCUCCCCUGUCUUUGCUGCUGCCGCCGCCGCCGCCACCACCACCUGACAGCCUGGAUCAGCCACAGCCCAUGGAGCUGGCGAACAGUGAGGUUGCAGGAGGCGCGGAAGAGGCAGGCAAACCCGACAGGAGCUCAAGCCCAAUGCCAACACUCACUCCAGAAGGGGACGGCACCGGCCCCAUCCUGGUAGAGGGGCCAGGCGUGCAGGAAGCGAUGAGAAAGGAGCCAGGUGAGAGCGUGAGCAGGAAGGCCUGUGACCUGUGUGGUCAGACCUUUCCCACUCAGGCAGCUCUGGAAGAGCAUCAGACGACCCACCCCAAGGAGGGCCCUCUCUUUACCUGUAUCUUCUGCAAGCAGGGCUUUCUGGAGCGGGCCACCCUCAAGAAGCACCUGCUGUUGGCUCACCACCAAGUGCAGCCCUUUGCCCCCCACGGGCCUCAGAAUAUUGCUGCUCUCGCCUUGGUCCCCGGCUGUGUACCCUCUAUCACCUCUCCAGGGCUCUCCCCCUAUCCCCGGAAGGAUGACCCCACGAUCCCAUGAGCCUGUUUCACAGUAUCUGCUGGUCGAGGAGCGCAGAAAGUCGGAGCUCCAUCGCAGGCGCUUCAAGAUGUAGGAGCUCGGGUUUGUCCCUUUCUCUGAGUUCUUACAUAGUAUGUCCCUAGUGUCUUUUCUCUAGUCCCUGAGCUUGGAGAUUGUUAGGCUCACCGGGGCCACCCCAUGAGGAAUCCCCACCCCCACCCCUUCAAGGUUUAUACCUGAAGAAAAUAGAUUCCCUAGAGCUCUCACACACCCAAGAGGAACCCUCUCCAGCUUCCCUGGAGCAAACCUUUCGCCCCUCUUCUCCCUCCCUCUCCCUUUCCUGUGUGUACCUGAGCACCCACAUUGGGACCUGUAGCCCAGCCACAAGAGGCUGACAUUUGCCUCUGGAGGGCCCAGCGCCACUCCUCUUCGAUGACCAGGUCAACCUGCAGGACUGCAGGUUCCACGUGACUCCUGCCUGGCUGGCAGGAAUGGAUCCCCUCUGUCUUGAACCAGCACACAGCUUUUCAUCAAGUGGCCUCCCUCCAAGCCCUGAAGUUCCAGCUCCUCUUCUACUACCCCAGGCCCGGCACUCCCAGUACUCUGGAUCCAAGAACUGGGAAGGUGCUUCCAAGAACGGGAUCCAGAGAGGCCAACUAGAAGACAAACUCCACUUUUUUCGGCCUUCCGUAUCUGAGGCAGAGCUUGAGAAGAGAAGUAGCGACCCGCUACAUUCCUUCUUCCCCCUGUUCCAGAAGGUCCCGGCAAUGACGAUGCUACAGUAACGGAUGGCUCAGCCCUCUGGAGAAGGAGAGACAAAGAGUAUAGGGCACUCUUUCUGUAAACUCCUGAUGGUCCCGUGAAGGCAAAGGUGUUGACUGACUGACUUGCCGAGAUCUCUCUACCUGCUCACAUUCUGUCAUCCCAGGAAACAAGCAGAUUUCUUGCUAAGAGGUUUCCUGUAAGAUAUUUUGGGAAAUGUGAAGUGAAUUCAUUUUCUUUAAGGAACAGCAUUGGUGAGGGUGGUUGGAGGAAUAGUGGAGAGUUUAGGGGUGCUGCCUAAAGCCUAGAGCUUUGUGGAGAUCUAUGUGAUGAAAGGGGUGUGGUGUAAGGGCGAGGCCUCCAAAUUCCCAGUGGGUGGGUGUCAUGAAUGUUUAACUUCACGGGUGCACCAGGUUGGGGGGGGGGGGUUCCUUGCACUAGUGUUCUAGUUUUUAGAUAAGUCCCUCCUUAUUCCCUGCCCCCUCGUAAUUUCCUUAUCUUCCUAUCUUAAGGCCCCUUCCUUCUCCCCAUUUUGCCUGUUUAUGAACUGGGGCUGUGUGUCCCACUGUCUGGUUCUGAGAGUCCCAGGCUUUGGGAGCUCAACUCCAGGUGGUAGUCUCCCUAGUCCGCCGUCUUGUCAGGAGAUGUAGGAUUUACCCUUAACAUAGGAUUGUUUGGAAGGGGGGUUCUGAGGAGGAGAAAGUGAUGGUUGUGUUGUACUGGCUUAAAUGAUGACUUCUCCUCCAGAGGUGUAGGCUCCAAAGCUUCCUAACAUAGUACAUUGUAAAGAGCAGACAAGGGAGAUAUUAGUGUCUUUCCCUCUAUCAUUAAAGGUGUUUUGACCACCGA